AAAUCAUUGGUCCUGUUUCACCGAUAAUUCUUUUUCUCACUGGCUGCGAUCCGUCUUGGGUCCUCACGAGUUGGCAGUUACACCUACAGCGCUGUCUCGGGCGCACGUCUCUUCGGCGAAGCACCCCAGCGGCGGACAGUGGGAGCUGCGCUCUCAAUAUGCGCUCGCAGCUCGGAGGGAGAGGACCGACAGUGCACGAGGCAGCAUCAGCAGCAUCAGUCCCGGGGAUGGAUUGCGUUCUGUGCGGCAGUUUGUGUAUGCCAAGAAGGAGACCUUAAACAUGGGGGGAAAUGAAGAAAGUAGAUAAGUCGAACCCAUCACCGAAAGUCGUAUUAAGAGGGGAACAUCAUUUCGGUGUGCAUUGUGCCAAGAAAGUUGGUUUGAGCGCUUGCAAGCGUUUUCCUGUCGUAGCGGUGGCUGGGCACUUCUGAGCUUUGUCCGUAUGCAGCAGUCAGACACAUCUAUGACUGUUUUCGGCGCUUGCCGCCGGAGCUGAUACUCUGGUUAUCGGUUUAGUUUCCCCUGUUGCGUUCCAACCAAACGUCAUAUUCAGCAGAAUAUGUCUUUGGAUGACAAACGUGGAAAGGGCUUAUCAUUCACACCGAUGGGAAUUGAGGACAACAAUAUGAGAAACGGCAGAGGCCUGUCGGAUCAAUGGGCUGACAGCGUUGUGGUCCGACCCAGGACGACCGAGCGGCACAUUACCGUGCACAAAAAACUGGUCCUGGGAUUCGCCAUCUCCAUCCUCACGCUCAUCAUUGUCACGGCAAUCGCCGUGCUUCUCAGCGUCAGCUUUGAGGAUUGCACCGUGGCGGAGAGCAGCUCGCGGGCCGGGAACGGCACGAGCACCAAACCCAAUCAGUCCCGGGACGGUAAUUUUAACCACAAGGAUGAGGACACCCAGCCUUGGAGGCACCUCCGCCUGCCCACGUCGUUGCGUCCCCGGCACUAUGACCUCAAGCUGUCCGUGUACAUGGAUAACUUCACUUUCUCGGGCGAAGUUAACAUUGAAUUCGAGUGCGUUAACUCCACCAAGUUCAUCGUGCUUCACACGGACAGACUGGAAGUGGAGAAAGUGGUGGUGUAUUCGGACAACAAAAAGCCGGGCGUCAUGCGCAUCCACCGGCAGUUCCACUACCCGUCCAACCAGGUUUAUGUCAUCGCUUUGCACAGGGAGAUGAAGCCACUGAGAACCUACAAAGUCAACAUUACUUUUGAAGCCCAAAUAGAAAACGAACUUUUGGGCUUUUUCCGCAGCUCUUACGUGCUGCAUGGAGAAAGAAGGUAUCUUGCUGUGACUCAGUUCUCCCCGACCCAUGCCAGAAAAGCAUUCCCGUGUUUCGACGAGCCCAUCUACAAGGCCACGUUCCGGAUCAGUCUGAAGCACGAGGCCUCCUACCUGUCCCUGUCCAACAUGCCCGUGGAGAACUCCGUCACCGACGACGACGGCUGGGCGACCAACUACUUCUCCAGGACCCCGCGCAUGUCCACCUACUACCUGGCCUGGGCUGUGUGCAACUUCACCUACAGAGAGGCCCUGACCGAUAGCGGGGUUCUGAUCCGCCUGUACGCCAGGCCCAACGCCAUCAUGAGUGGAUCGGGCGACUACGCGCUGCAGAUCACAAAGAGGCUGCUGCAGUUCUACGAGGAUUACUUCAAAGUCAAAUACUCCCUGCCCAAAUUAGAUCUGCUGGCGGUCCCUAAGCACCCGUAUGCAGCCAUGGAGAACUGGGGGCUUAGUGUGUUUGUGGAACAGAAGAUCCUGCUGGACCCUGAGAUAUCGUCCUUCUCCUACCAGAUGGAGCUGACCAUGGUGGUCGUGCACGAGAUCUGCCACCAGUGGUUCGGGGACCUGGUCACCCCAGUGUGGUGGGAGGAUGUGUGGCUGAAGGAAGGCUUUGCUCACUUCUUCGAGUACGUCGGGACUGACUUCCUCUUCCCCAAGUGGAAGAUGGAGAAACAGCGUUUCCUGACAGAUGUUCUCCAUGAGGUGAUGCUGCUGGACGGCUUGGCCAGCUCUCACCCUAUCUCCCAGGAGGUGUUUGAGGCCACCGACAUCGACAGGGUCUUCGACUGGAUCGCCUAUAAAAAGGGAGCCGCACUUAUCCGGAUGCUGGCCAACGUGAUGGGUCAGGCGGUUUUCCAGAGGGGCCUGAAUGACUAUUUGAUGACACACAUGUAUGGCAAUGCAGCGAGGGACGACCUGUGGAACAAGCUGUCUGAGGCCAUGCAGAGAGAAGGCAAAGACAUCAACAUCAAGGAGGUGAUGGACCGCUGGACGCUGCAAAUGGGCUACCCGGUGGUUACCAUCAGCAAGAACGAGAGCCUAGACCACGCCGUCACCAUCACCCAGGAGCACUUCGUCUACGACAUGGACGCCAAGAUCCGAGACCCAGAGCUCUUCAACCGAAGCUUCCAGUGGCACAUCCCUUUAACAUUAGCUGUGGGAAAUUCCACUCACAUAUCCCCGGAAGCCAUCAUCUGGGUCUCCAAUAAAACAGAGACACACAAAGUGGGCCAGAUGGACGAGGAGACGUGGUUGCUUGGCAACAUCAAUCAGAUGGGCUACUUCAGGGUGAACUACGACCUCCACAACUGGAGGCUGCUGAUCGGGCAGCUCAUGAACAAUCACGCGAUCAUCUCCAUUGGGAACCGGGCUGGCCUCAUUGACGACGUCUUUAACCUGGCCAGGGCCGGGUUCCUGCCCCAGAACGUGCCCCUGCAGAUCAUCAGCUACCUGCCCCAGGAGAAGGAAUUCCUGCCCUGGCACGCGGCCAGCCGUGCCCUCUACCAGCUGGACAAGCUACUGGACCGCACCGAGGACUACAGCCUCUUUAGUGACUAUGUACUGAAACAAGUGGCUCCCAAGUAUCAUAAGCUGGGUUGGCCGACAACCUCCCCUGAUGGUUCCUUCAUGCAGGCUGCCUACCAGGCUGAAGAGCUUCAACGGGAGGUGAUCAUGCUGGCGUGUAGUUUCGGGAACAAAAACUGUCAUCGCCAGGCUGUGUCUCUCAUCUCAGACUGGAUCUCCAGCAACAAGAACAGGAUCCCACCUAACGUGCGGGACAUUGUGUACUGCACGGGUGUCUCGCUCAUGGACGAGGACGUGUGGGAGUUCAUCUGGAUGAAGUUCCACUCCUCCACUGCCAUCUCAGAGAAGAAGGUUCUUCUGGAGGCCUUGACCUGUAGUGACAACAGCUUCCUCCUCACCAGGCUGCUGAACCUGUCUCUGAGCUCAGACCUGGUGCCAGAUCAAGACGUCAUCGACGUAAUCAUCAACGUGGGGAGGAACCCUCAUGGGCGCCACCUGGCCUGGAGGUGCUUCCGGGAGAAGUGGGACAUACUGAACGCCAGGUAUGGCGAGGCCUUGUUCAUGAUCUCAAAACUAAUCAGCGGAGUGACGGAGUUCCUCAACACCGAGGCCGAGCUCUCUGAGUUGAAGGACUUCAUCCAUACCAGCAGUGGAGGGGGUGCGGUGGCAGCUUUCGCCCGCGCUGUGGAGAUCGUGGAGGCCAAUGUCAAGUGGCACCGGCUCUAUGAGCGGCAGUUUUAUCAGUGGCUUCGCAAAUCCCCCAACGGCUAACACCACAGCCGCCAAGACCUAGUUAUAGCAUGGGAUAUCUCCAACGUAUUUAUAGGCCAAUACAGCCAAGGGGUGGCGAAAAGGAAUCAAUUUGGGACAGAAAAUAGACAAAUAUGACUUGUUCCUCCCUCCCAACCUCACCCCCCACACAUAAGCAGCAUAAAUUCAGGAUUGGGACCAGUUGAAAGAAAAAGAUGAAGGAGUUUGACUCUGACGUCAACACAAUCUAACAAGUGUUAGCCAAACUGUUUGGUUUUCUAAAGAAGAUAUUGCAUGGUGUUCAUUUUUGCAGUUAAUUUUAUUGUUUUUUUUUUUUAAUUGAUUUAUGUUUUUGCAUGGGAUUCAUGACCCAAUUGGUUGUCCAGCUUCUUGACCUAUGACCCUUACAGAGACUGAUGAAACUCAGAUUACCUCUGUCGCCUAAAAUAAUAAAUAAAGUGAUCAACAAAACCAACCCAACAAACAUUGGAUGAAGAAAUUGGAAAUCUGAAGAAACUGCAGAAGAGGACAGCACAAUGUUACUUGUGACAAGCACAACUGGUCUGUAUUGGCAAUCAGUCGAUUGAUUGUGAUUUAAGAGAGGUGCAGAGAUGGACUAAGUUCUGACGGUUAUAUAAAUAUAUAUAUAUAUAAAUAUACACAUAUAAACUUACUGUUGAAGCCUCUCCUUUCUCCUCAAGCCAUCCACAUGAACUGUGAAAAGGGGCAUUUUGUGCCAAGGCAGAUUAUUGUGGAAAAACAGAGGGCAGAUUGUGCCAGGGCAGGUUAUGUUGAUUGUUGUGUGUGUGUGUGUGUGUGUGCUUGUGUAACGUGUAUUAGACAAUUUCCUCCUGCAUCGUACGACUCUCCGAAGAAUAACACAGCGCCCUCAGCCUAAGGGGGAGAGGCAUUAACCUGAAGUGUUUUUGUUUUUAUUUUGUUGUUUGAUUCAACAAAGGUGUUUAACGAGAGAAGAAAAAAAGAGAGGUUAAUCUUUGACGGUGUUGGUCAUGUUAUCACACGUUUAUUUGUAUGAUUUGUUCUCCUUGUUCCAGUGUUGCGCUUGCUGCUGCGUCGUCCUUGGGUAGAACCGUGUAGUUGUGUGAGUGGUGUAUCAGUAGCCCAGGGGUUUUGUGGGGCUUGGUCAAUGCUGUGCUAAGGAGCAAAGGUUCUGUUCAGCUUGGGCACCGGUUCUGUUCAUUCUAUAUUUUGUAAACAUGUUAACUAGCAACAUGGAUUUUAUAAACAUAUAUGAAACACAUGGAUUUUUUUUUCCCUUUUUUUCAGUGAACAUGUUCAGUACUACUGAAAUUACCAAACGCUCCAUACAUACUCCACACUAACACCCCAGCCACUAACAGAGCAGGUACUGAGGAACCCGUCUGAUUGAGCUCUUGUGUGACUAGGGCAGAUGUGCGUUGUGUAUAUCGUAUGUGUAUAAACUGGGGGGACUAGCUGCUGAGGGCCUCUAUGCUCUAUUUAAUAAAUCCAAUGCUAUUCAUAGCCCUUAUUAAGUCCUUUAUUCGAAGUAGACCUCAAGUUCCACCCCUCUCCCGUCUCCUCCUUUCAUGUUGUGUUUGGACAUAAAGAGAUUUUUUUUCUAAUUCAGAGAUUAUCCUCUGUAUUUUGAGCAGAGCAGCUAUGGGGUUUUCAUGCUGACAAUAAAUUAUUUUGUACAGUAAUGUACCCCCUGUAUCUGUGUCUAUUCAUUAUGUGGUUUAUUAUUCAAGAAGAGACCAGGCAA
Alosa sapidissima (American shad) is the source of this 5306-nucleotide messenger RNA. Its product is annotated as thyrotropin-releasing hormone-degrading ectoenzyme-like. Gene Ontology annotation, molecular function: metalloaminopeptidase activity; zinc ion binding; peptide binding. The record is from RefSeq and is a predicted model, not a curated record. Gene Ontology annotation, cellular component: cytoplasm. Gene Ontology annotation, biological process: peptide catabolic process; proteolysis. Bases 560 to 3583 code for a protein of 1007 amino acids. The transcript has 19 exons. NCBI's taxonomy places the organism in Eukaryota, Metazoa, Chordata, Actinopteri, Clupeiformes, Clupeidae.